UACAAGUUGUGGUUCUUAUCGCAGCUUAUCAUUUCAGACGAGUGGUCAUUUCAACUCUGACUCACGCACGAGUAUGACUAUUGCCAUGGCACCAAAUCAAGAGAGAGUGGCUCUUAUUCUUGGAUCCUCAGGGAUCUCUGGCUGGGGAUUGCUACAUGAAUGCCUUUCGUACCCGUCGACUAACACAUUUUCUCGUGUGUUGGGCUUGAGCCUGCGGCCCAUAACGGUAGAAGAGGCCCGUCUUCCGCAAGAUGAACGGCUUGAGUUGCACAGCGGACUGGAUCUUACCGACAAAGACCAGACUUUGGAGACAUUGCGGGCCAUCCCUGGUAUUGAACACGUGACACACAUCUACUACACCGCAUAUGCUGGCCACGGAGGCAGCCCUGAGAAGGUAGUACUAACUAACACGGUCAUGAUCGACAACGCUCUCAGUGCGGCAAAUACUCUUUGUCCCAAAUUGGAUUUCUUUCUACUGCAGACAGGAGGAAAGGGCUAUGGUAUUCUUGGAUAUGGAUUUCCGCCUGCGCCUUGGAAGGAAGACCUUCCUCGCAUGCCAGAGCCGUUUGCUUCGAAGAUAUUCAAUUACAAGCAAUUCGACAAGAUGGUUGAGCAUGCUGCUCAUGGUUCUUGGAAGUGGUCUGAAAGCCGAGCAUCCUUUCUUCCGGGCUUCGUUCCUCGCCAUAAUGCUAUGAACAUAGCUCAGGCACUUGGUCUAUAUCUUUCCUUCUAUCGAUCUAUGAAUGGUGCAGGGGUCAAGUGCGCCUUCCCAGGGACUCAGGAAUCAUGGACAGCGAUACAUACAGAUUCAUCACAAGAUAUCGUAGCGCGAUUCGAUAUCCAUAUCUCCCUGUCCCCUGAACAAAGCCACGGGCGAUCAUUCAACGUGGGAGACGGGGAAUCAGUCACAUGGGAGGCCAAAUGGCCAGUUCUCUGCCGUUACUUUGGUCUGGAUGGUGUUGGUCCUUCUAUGCAGAAUAAUGGAGAACCUCAAGGAAUAGAGUGGUUGAUGUCUGAAAAGGCUAAGUGGCCAGCUUGGAUAAGGGAGAAUGGUCUUGUCGACAACGCGUUGGAAGCCAUGCAAUGGGAUAUCCUCCAGACGUCACUUCUUACUACGGUUCGUAUUGAUUUUGACCUAGGGGCUAGCCGAGAGAUUGGGUUCCAAGAGACGAAAGGACCAGGCGAGGGAUACAUCUUGGCGUUUGACAGGUUGAGAGAUGCAAAGUUUCUACCCUGAUAGUGGUCAAUAAUGCUCCCUUGAUGAGCCUUGGAUUGAGUCGGCUUGGCAGUUGUUACUGAUUCCCUCUACCAAUCACAUGAGAGGCAAACC
This is a messenger RNA of Ilyonectria robusta, 1330 nucleotides long. RefSeq lists its product as uncharacterized. The record is from RefSeq and is a predicted model, not a curated record. NCBI's taxonomy places the organism in Eukaryota, Fungi, Ascomycota, Sordariomycetes, Hypocreales, Nectriaceae. The transcript has 5 exons. Bases 74 to 1237 code for a protein of 387 amino acids.